This is a messenger RNA of Mangifera indica (mango), 1108 nucleotides long. Its product is annotated as agamous-like MADS-box protein AGL11. Gene Ontology annotation, molecular function: DNA-binding transcription factor activity, RNA polymerase II-specific; protein dimerization activity; RNA polymerase II cis-regulatory region sequence-specific DNA binding. The record is from RefSeq and is a predicted model, not a curated record. NCBI's taxonomy places the organism in Eukaryota, Viridiplantae, Streptophyta, Magnoliopsida, Sapindales, Anacardiaceae. The transcript has 9 exons. The coding region runs from base 157 to 831 and encodes 224 amino acids. Gene Ontology annotation, cellular component: nucleus. Gene Ontology annotation, biological process: positive regulation of transcription by RNA polymerase II.
CUCUUUACAACUCUUCCUUUAAAACUCUUUCUUACACUUCAUCUCUAUAAAUAGGUUAGAGAGUGUUAAUUGAACAAAGUCUACGCAUUUUGUUUUCUUUGGGAUUCCAAAUUUUCCGAAAGCUGAGAGUUGCCGGAUUGUGGCCAAAACUCAGAGAUGGGGAGAGGAAAAAUUGAGAUCAAGAGGAUUGAGAACACAACAAACCGCCAAGUGACCUUCUGCAAGAGGAGGAAUGGGUUGUUGAAAAAGGCCUAUGAACUUUCAAUUCUCUGCGAAGCUGAAGUGGCGCUCAUUGUCUUCUCCAGCCGCGGCCGCCUCUACGAGUACUCCAACAGCAACAUAAGGUCAACUAUUGAAAGGUACAAGAAGGCCUCCUCAGACAACUUGAAUUCAGGAUCUGUUAUAGAGAUCAAUGCUCAGUAUUACCAGCAGGAAUCAGCAAAGCUUCGACAGCAAAUUCAGAUGCUACAGAACUCCAACAGGCACUUGAUGGGGGAUUCCUUGAACACUUUAACCGUGAAGGAGCUGAAGCAGCUUGAGAAUAGGCUUGAGCGAGGGCUUACAAGAAUCAGGUCCAAGAAGCAUGAGAUGUUGCUAGCCGAAAUUGAGUACUUCCAGAAAAGGGAGAUUGAGCUUGAAAAUGAGAGCGUGUUUCUUCGUACAAAGAUUGCAGAAGUGGAGAGGUUUCAGCAAGCAAAUAACAUGGUGGGUGGACCGGAGCUGAAUGCAAUUCAUGCAUUAGCUUCUCGGAAUUUCUUCAAUCCAACCAUGAUUGACAAUACUGAAACUGCCUACUCUCACCCAGAUAAGAAAUUGCUCCAUCUCGGGUGAGCUGCUGAAGAUGAUCAGAAAUCUGUAAAUGGUAUCUUAGUAUAAAUUAUUUUAUAACUAAGAUAUCAUUUUUCAAGUAUCUAUGUUGUUGUCGUCCCUAUUGUGUUAUUUGGAACUACUCAAGAUACUAAUUAUUCUGGUAUUUGCAUAAAAUAAUGUUCUGAAGACUAAUGACGAGAUUAUAUAAUUUGAACUUGUAUAAUUUUGUUGUCUUUGUGAUGUUUGAAGGAUUUCUUUGGAAACUUAAAUAUGAAUAAAUGGAUUAAGCUUGAUACAA